Otolemur garnettii (small-eared galago) is the source of this 4181-nucleotide messenger RNA. It is a transcript of the gene PFKFB3, whose product is annotated as 6-phosphofructo-2-kinase/fructose-2,6-biphosphatase 3. The record is from RefSeq and is a predicted model, not a curated record. Gene Ontology annotation, cellular component: cytosol. Lineage: Eukaryota; Metazoa; Chordata; Mammalia; Primates; Galagidae. Gene Ontology annotation, molecular function: ATP binding; 6-phosphofructo-2-kinase activity; fructose-2,6-bisphosphate 2-phosphatase activity. The coding region runs from base 273 to 1835 and encodes 520 amino acids. The transcript is spliced from 15 exons. Gene Ontology annotation, biological process: fructose metabolic process; fructose 2,6-bisphosphate metabolic process.
AGCGUGCAAGAACACCGGCGGCGGAGCGCGCUGUCACUGCGCCCAAGCAUCCCACGGCUUUCCGCUGCACACGAGCGGGUCGUGCAUCCCCGCAGCCCCGCGUCCCUCACUGCCGACACCGAGUGCCCGGGGGACGCGUGUCCCGGCCCCGGCCCCAGGCUUCUCCGAGCCGCGCGCCGGCGCACACACCCCUCUUCGCCUUUGUUCCGGGGGUCGGCGGCCGCACUCCGCCCCGCGUCGGGAUCUGGUGGGCCGCUGGCGCAGCCGCGAAGAUGCCCCUGGAGCUGACUCAGAGCCGGGUGCAGAAGAUCUGGGUACCCGUAGACCACCGGCCCUCGCUUCCCAGAUCCUGUGGGCCAAAGCUGACCAACUCCCCCACGGUGAUCGUCAUGGUGGGGCUCCCUGCCCGGGGCAAGACCUACAUCUCCAAGAAGCUGACUCGCUACCUCAACUGGAUCGGCGUCCCCACGAAAGUGUUCAACGUGGGCGAGUACCGCCGGGAGGCUGUGAAGCAGUACAGCUCCUACAACUUCUUCCGGCCCGACAACGAGGAGGCCAUGAAAGUGCGCAGGCAGUGUGCCUUAGCCGCCUUGAGAGAUGUCAAGAGUUACCUGGCAAAGGAAGGUGGACAGAUUGCAGUUUUUGAUGCCACCAACACUACAAGAGAGAGGAGACACAUGAUCCUUCAUUUUGCCAAAGAAAAUGACUUCAAGGCCUUUUUCAUUGAGUCUGUGUGUGACGACCCCACAGUUGUGGCCUCCAACAUCAUGGAAGUUAAAAUCUCCAGCCCGGAUUACAAAGACUGCAACUCGGCAGAAGCCAUGGACGACUUCAUGAGGAGGAUCGGCUGCUACGAGGCCAGCUACCAGCCCCUCGACCCCGACAAGUGGGACAGGGACUUGUCGCUGAUCAAGGUGAUCGACGUGGGCCGGCGGUUCCUGGUGAACAGGGUGCAGGACCACAUGCAGAGCCGCAUCGUGUACUACCUGAUGAACAUCCACGUGCAGCCGCGGGCCAUCUACCUGUGCCGGCACGGCGAGAGUGAGCACAACCUGCAGGGCCGCAUUGGCGGCGACUCGGGCCUGUCCAGCAGGGGCAAGAAGUUUGCCAGUGCCCUGAGCAAGUUCGUGGAGGAGCAGAACCUGAAGGACCUCCGGGUGUGGACCAGCCAGCUGAAGAGCACCAUCCAGACAGCAGAGGCGCUGAAGCUGCCUUAUGAGCAGUGGAAAGCACUUAACGAGAUCGAUGCUGGUGUAUGUGAGGAGCUGACCUACGAGGAGAUCAAGGACACCUACCCCGAGGAGUAUGCGCUGCGUGAGCAGGACAAGUACUAUUACCGCUACCCCACGGGGGAGUCCUACCAGGACCUGGUCCAGCGCCUGGAGCCCGUGAUCAUGGAGCUGGAGCGGCAGGAGAACGUGCUGGUCAUCUGCCACCAGGCUGUCUUGCGCUGCCUGCUGGCCUAUUUCCUGGACAAGAGUGCAGAGGAGAUGCCGUACCUGAAAUGCCCCCUCCACACUGUCCUGAAGCUGACCCCUGUCGCUUACGGUUGCCGGGUGGAGUCCAUCUACCUGAACGUGGAGUCGGUCAGCACCCACCGAGAGCGGUCAGAGGAUGCAAAGAAGGGACCUAACCCGCUCAUGAGGCGCAAUAGUGUCACCCCCCUAGCCAGCCCCGAGCCCACCAAAAAGCCGCGCAUCAACAGCUUUGAGGAGCAAGUGGCCUCCACCUCAGCCACCCUGCCCAGCUGCCUGCCCCCGGAGGUGCCCACGCAGCUGCCUGGACAAAACAUGAAGGGCUCGCGGAGCAGUGCCGACCCCUCCAGGAAACACUGAAGCAGACGCGGCGGGUGGUUCCAUUCCAUUUCCAUUUCUGCAGCUUAGCUUGUGCCCUUCCAUCUACCCGAGGCCAAAACGAUCCCAAGGACUUCUGGAGCAGGCUGGGGUGCGGGAGAGGCUCAGGGGUCUGACUGGAGAGACCUGUGCACGGCAUGGGUUAGGCCAGACCCCAGAAAGCCACGCAGGCUCCAGCUUCCUGCCCUGAGCUGCAGGCCCCUCGCCCUGUGCUCUCUCAUCUUCCAGGGCUGUCUGGCCUUGCCGACCCUUCAGAUGUUUGGGGAGACUCUGAGUAGAGGGAAGGAACGUGGGUCCUGAGGAGGGCCCUGGGGCUGCUGUGUUCUUUGCUUUUGUGAUCUUGGCCUGGCAUAGUUGGAGCUAGUGAGAUGACACUGACAGCAAAUCCUAAAAUUAAAGGAUGCCAGAUCCCAGCAGCUGAGGAUGGGACAAUGCCUUGGGGGGCAGCCCUGGACAGGUGGAGGUUUGGGGCCUCUCCUGCAAGGAGUCCCCGAGGUGAGCAGAGACAUGCUGUCGACACGUCCAUACACCUGCCUGGGCCUCUGCUUCUGAAGAUGUUUUGGGGACAGGGUGGCCUUGCCAGCAGAGGAAGUACUUUGCUGAAAUCCAGGACCCAGUGCCGUUCUCCUUCUCCCUGGACUCGGAGGUACUGAGAGAAUCGCCCUCCUGGAGCUGCUGGUGUUUGCACUUUGUCAUGGCAGAAGUGUGAUCUGACAGUCACACUUUCUCUUCUGGAACUUAGACGCUGGGGGGUUGCACACUUGGAGCUUGGAGCCCUAAAUGAGAGUGUGGAGCAUGGCCAUGACGGGGCAGUUUGGAGCACGUGGAUCCUUGAGAGACUGACAUGGCCAGAUGACAGGGAGGAGAAUGCCUGGACUCCUUCCCUUAGGACUGGCAUCAUUGCCCAGGUUCCCAGGUGGUGACAAUCUCUCAGUUGAGGCCUCGUUCCAGGGCACUUCCUCCAAGAGGCUGUCUGCACACUUUUUGGUGCAUCUGACAUGGGCCUGGAGCUGUGCCAGGUGCCCCGGGGGAAGCCGGAGGAGUGGAGCCCAGCCUUGCCUUCACAGCAUCUGUGACAUUUUCAUGGUGGCUGAAAGCAGAGCUUAUGGGACACCGGUGGUUUCUGCCUGUUGGUUUCUCCUUGCUCCUUGGAAUCCUGGGGGAGGAGUGGGUGUCUCAUGCCCAGAGGAAACAGUUUAGAAACUCACAAGAGAGUUUGUCCAAAUGACCCUUUUCAGGGUGUCUCAAAGCUGGUGCCAAAGGUCACUUUCCUUUCCUGCCUUCUGCUGGAGACCCUGAGGUCCUCCCAGCUCAGGGGGACAGGUCCGGGGCUGGGGGAGCUUCAGAAAGACUCGUUUGCCUGGUUGGGAUUAGCAGGGGAUGAGGCUGUGCUUCAGAUACCGUCCAAGCACAUUCUCAGCCUCCCUGCCUGCGAGGAUGCCUGGACGUCCAUCCCCAACAGCUUUCGACUUGGGUCCCUUCCCCUCUCCGUGUCCUUAGUCUUGUCAGAUUGUGUGUGGUGUGUGUACAUGCGCGCGCGAGUGUGUGUGGCUUGGUCAUGUUUUCCCGUGUUAGGGGCUGACAGCCUUGUGUCCCAGGGCGGUGGCUCAUGUCCUUCUUUCUGCCUUGUUCUUUGAAUGUCCACGCAGGCCUUGAUGAAGGCAAGUCUCCCUUCUAUCUGAAACCAGUAUGUCAAUGGAGAAGGCUGGCCUGACAUAGGACUUUAAUCUGGGAGAGGCCCGGGUGGGGAGAGACUGGACGGGGAUCUGGGAGGACGGGCUGUGCUGCUUGAGUGCAAGCCGGUGACCUGCCUGUCUGGUGGCCUCGGGUUGAAGGUGAGCGUGGGCGACUGUCCUGGGACUUUGGCUGCUACAGGUCCCCCCUGAACCUUCUCAAAACAGACUAACUGGGACCAAUAUUUCUAACUUUGCAUAUUUGUUUUUGAGCGGGCUCCCCCCUCCUUACUCUGUCCUGAGGCCCUGGGCAAAGCUCUUUAUUCUGAGGGAGAAGAGGAACUCUUGGAACCACACCAAUGAUGUUUUCGUUUGUAAUACUUGAAAUUUAUUUUUGUAUUAUUUUGAUAGCAGAUGUGCUAUUUAUUUAUUUAAUAUGUAUAAGGGAGCCUAAAGCGUAGAGUGCUGUCUAGAUGGGGUGCAGUCGUAAUGGGUUUGGGUGCCUUCUCCGUGUGACUCGCCACUCCUCUGUGCUCUGUAAACCCGUCUGAACGAGUGACCUGGGAUAAGGCCACGCCAGCUUUCAAACAGGCGAUGCCUUUCAGAAAUUUGUAUAUUUUGCAGUUGCCAGACCAAUAAAAUACCUGGUUGAAAU